Molecule: messenger RNA, 2529 nt
Organism: Equus caballus (horse)
Lineage: Eukaryota; Metazoa; Chordata; Mammalia; Perissodactyla; Equidae
Gene: ZBTB9
Product: zinc finger and BTB domain containing 9
Biological process (GO): regulation of transcription by RNA polymerase II
Molecular function (GO): DNA-binding transcription factor activity, RNA polymerase II-specific; protein binding; RNA polymerase II cis-regulatory region sequence-specific DNA binding
Source: RefSeq, a predicted model, not a curated record
CGAGGAGGCGGCGGCUUCCGGCCCAGGACAGCGCGGCAGCUGUGGAGGCGUUCGGGGUCUGCCGGCCUUCAGUCUUGCCCCGGCCCCUCGUCUCCUGUGCUCGAUCCUCCGGAGGCUCUCUUUCCGAGGAGGCCAUGGAUACCUCGACGCCCUUGCCUCCCGUAGCCCCCUCCCCGAACUUCAGCCCAGCCCCACGGACGAUCCAGAUCGAGUUCCCUCAGCACAGCUCGUUGCUGCUGGAAGCCCUGAACCGCCACAGGCUCGAGGGAAAGUUCUGCGACGUGUCCCUCCUGGUGCAGGGCCGGGAACUUAGGGCUCACAAAGCCGUGUUGGCCGCGGCCUCUCCUUACUUCCAUGACAAACUGCUUCUGAGGGACGCGCCACGGCUCACUCUGCCCAGCGUCAUUGAAGCGGAUGCUUUCGAGGGGCUGCUCCAGCUCAUUUAUUCAGGGCGCCUCCGCCUGCCGCUGGAUGCUCUCCCUGCUCACCUCCUUGUGGCCAGUGGGCUCCAGAUGUGGCAAGUAGUAGAUCAGUGCUCAGAGAUUCUUAGAGACCUAGAAACCUCAGGUGGCGGACUUUCAACCCCUGGAUCGACCGCUUGCCACACGCUUCUUUCCACCACAUCCUCUCCAGGAGGCUGGUGCAUAAGCUCUUCCUCUUUCCAGACCGAGGUGCAGUCGUCCACUUCUACACAGAGUCUUGUUGGAGGGGAGGGGAGUGAACUGGAAGAUGUGUUACAGAUUCAAAUUGAGGAAGAGGAGGAGGAGGACCAGGGGUCAGCAGCACCCUCUCAGACUCCUCAAUCUCAGAGAGCGUCAGGGGAUUUUCCUCGCCCUCAUGGAUCCCAGCCACUGCCCGUGUCCUCUACUCCCCGCAGGCUUCCAGAGGGGGAGAGUGCACCACUUGAGCCUCCUGCCCCUCAGACUGCACGGCCUCUCAAAAUCUUCUACAUUAAGCAGGAGCCCUUUGAGCCUAAGGAGGAGAAAUCAGGAGGUGGAACUCAGUCUGGAGCAGCAGAGGAGGAGACCAAAGUGUUUGCUGGAGGGGACUCAGAGGGGAAUGGAGAGCUAGCGUUCUUGCUGCCGUCAGGAGCAGGGGCAGCGUCUGGAGGAGCGGGCUCGUCAGGGAAACCAGUGGAUCUUCACGGGAAUGAAAUCGUGUCAGGAAGUGGGGGACCUGGAGGAGCAGGGCAGGCUGUGCACGGGCCUGUGAAGCUUGGAGGGGCACCCCCUGCCGAUGGGAAACGCUUUGGUUGCUUGUGUGGGAAGCGGUUUGCAGUGAAGCCGAAGCGUGACCGGCACAUCAUGCUGACCUUCAGCCUUCGACCCUUUGGCUGUGGCAUCUGCAACAAGCGCUUCAAGCUGAAGCACCAUCUGACAGAGCAUAUGAAGACCCAUGCAGGAGCCCUGCAUGCCUGUCCCCACUGUGGCCGUCAGUUCCGAGUCCAUGCCUAUUUCCUUCGCCACCAGGACCUGUGCAAGGGCCAGGGCUGGGCCACUGCUCACUGGACUUACGAAUGACUGCGGAAGCCAAAUACUAACUUCCAGUCCGAGAGCGCCACUGUUGCUGACGGAGUCUUACCCUCACUCCCACACACCUCCAUGCUGGAUCUUGUAAUCAGGCCAAGAGAAUAGAUACGUUGUAGACCUCUUUUUCUUGGGUGUGGGCCUCAACCUCACAGAUCUGGAAAUUCAGAUUUCUCGUCUCACCCAAGGUUUUUACUAAUAAUCCUACAGGAAAGUGGUUUAUGGGCUAUAUGUAAAUUGAUCACUUGCCCAUAAUAGACCUUCUUUUCAUACAGGAAACCUGAUUUCAGGUUAGAAGUUUAUUUGAUGAGAGAAGAGUUAGAAGAAAAAGACAUGAUCAUCAGUGUUUGAUUCAGUGUCCACGAGGAGGUCAAGGAGCUGGUCUCCAUCUCGAGAUACGUUUGACUCAGAGUUUGAGUAAUUUAGAGACCAAGCUCUAAGGUUGCCGCCCCCUCAUCACUGCUGAGAUGAUGCGAACAGAGUUCUCUUUAUGUACUUUCUUAUGUUAUAUCUUUCCAGACAUCCCUCAGAUCAUAACUUGCUUUCUUACAGUAGGUACCUUCCCAGCACCUGUAUUUUUUAUGUUGUAGUUGAGCACGUUAACAAAUCAAGCAUUCCACGUGUCAUUCCGAGCGCCCUCCUGAGUAGAGAGUGUGCCCUCGGCAGCCGGUGCCUCUUGUCUACCUUUGACCACCAGUCAUCACUCGUGUUGAUCAUAGUGAUUGGAAUGUGACCAGUGAACUCAGGAGAUGACAACUGACCUGAAAUGCUCUCAGGGCAACACCACUGCUCUGAAAAAGUGGCCUUGGUCACAGGGACUCAGGGCUGAGAUGGGGCGUGCUGAAGGGUGGAGAGUAACUGUGCAGUGGGACAACACCCCCUCCCCCUCCCCCCACCCACACAGGACAGCCCCUUGGUUGAGAGGUAGAAGGGUAGAUAUUGGGAUGGGGAGUUUGUCACAGGUUACUUAAUUUCUUCAAAUAAACUUUGUCCUGAAACCCAA